Molecule: messenger RNA, 4365 nt
Organism: Exophiala dermatitidis NIH/UT8656
Lineage: Eukaryota; Fungi; Ascomycota; Eurotiomycetes; Chaetothyriales; Herpotrichiellaceae
Product: autophagy-like protein 11
Exons: 1
Coding region: 1-4365 (1454 amino acids)
Biological process (GO): reticulophagy; autophagosome assembly; autophagy of peroxisome
Cellular component (GO): Atg1/ULK1 kinase complex; extrinsic component of membrane; phagophore assembly site membrane
Molecular function (GO): molecular adaptor activity; protein kinase binding
Source: RefSeq, a predicted model, not a curated record
AUGGGUCAGAUCAUCAGUCUGCCUGUUGCUGGCAACGAUGUUUCCAUCAGUCGUCAGUUUGAUAACCAACACGCCCUGAUCCAGAAUUACCAUGCUGUCAGAGGUGCCAGGGUGAUGGCUUUGAAGGUCUACAUCUCCCACACCGGCCAAAGCCUCACAUACACCAAUGCCGAUCCGAAUACCCGUGUCGAGACCCUGCGGACAUGGAUCGAAUCCACCGCAGGUAUACCGACUGGUCGUCAGAUCUUGAUGACCAGCCGUGGCAAGAACGUCAAGAACUUAUCUAACGAAGUCGAGGUCUACGUCUACGACAAACAGGUCCUCUCCUCCGACGCCCAACCUCCAACCCGGAACGAUCUCGAACUGUCACGGCUCUCCGCACCCCCUUCCUCCCUCGCCGAUGAGAACAGCCUCAAGGCAUGGCAGGACUUGUUCAUGUCAAGACGGGCAUGGGCGCUGGAAGCCUUUGAAAUAGCCAGGACCGGGGUCGAAAACAUCGAGCUGUGUGCUGACGAGGCCAUAAUCAUUGCCCGAUCGAAGCAAGUUGCCUUGGACAACCUGCGAACCCACGUGACGUCCCUACAGCAGCGAUUCGAAGAGACACGUCAAUGGGCCGAGAACUACAUCCAAGACCACCGGGAUGUCCUCGAAAACUGGAAAGCACGUGUCGGUGCACUGGGUGAGUUGCCGGUGCGCGAGGACGUGGCCAAGGUCCUGCGUCGCCAGGUCGAGCAGGAAAGUGACCGCAUCGCUGCUCCUAUCGGCACUCUGCUUGACUUGGUCGAUCAAGAUGCACUUCAUGUUGCCGCCGAGAGUGUCCAACAGAGUUCGGCUGAGUUCGAAGGGAAACUACAAAAGCUUCAAGCAGCCAUGGACAAGCUCAAGAUCGAUACCAAUGAAGUAGGACGCCGGUCGACGGCCAUACCGGAGAUCGACACAAAUGCUUUGCUGGAUGAAGCUGAGACUCUGGCCAAGCGUAUCACCCUUGACUAUGAGGAUGUCCUGCAGAUGCAAGACAAUCCGAAGUCGGUGGCCGCGGUCUCCAGGAAGGCUGCAGUCCAUACAAGAGAGUUACUACCCGCCCUCGAAGCUGUGGUGGAGGAGAUCAUUCAUGCAUCCAAAUCUGCGUCAGAAGUAAGAAAUACCGUGUCGAAUGAGUGGUAUUCCGCCCUUCGAAAUAUCUCCAGCCUUCAGUCUCGCCUUGCUGAAGCCCAGUCUGCUACGUCGAAUCUCGAUUUCCAUGACGACGAGAAUUUUCAGCUACUGAGCCGGAUUUUCCACUUGCCAUUAGUUUAUGGUGCAACCUUGAUCGAGGCAACCCGCCGAUCGGAAUGGACGGAGCGGAUGAGGGCCGAGAUCGAUGUUCUCCACGAAGACCUGUCCGUCCAGACGGAGGAGGAACAACGGCGCCGCAAGAAAUGGACCGCCGCACAUAAUGAUUACUUGGACCAGGAUCUAAACGCCAAAGACGCCCUUGUGGAUCUGAAGGCCUCAGCCCCGAGGAACUCAUGGCCAUUCGUGAUCAGGGAUGAAAUAUUCGCCUGGGUGGAUGACCUGACGGCUUUGAGGAUCGAUGAUGCCGUCGAAGCCCUCUCACAGCGAUUGAAAGAUCUGGACGCCCCAAUCCGCAAGCAGAAGCCAAAGCCUUUCAAGAACGGAAGCAUCCAUGAUCUCAGCCAAAGUACGGCCCUACGCAGCGGAACCGACGUCAAGAAUUUACAGGACGAAAAAUCUAGGCUUGAAGAGAAGCUGAGAGCUUCGGAUAGCCGAGUUCGUAAAUUAGAAGAUCUGCUCCACCGCCAAAGCCAGAUGAGCCGCCCGCCUAGUGGGAUAUUCGUCCCCGGCGGCGCCGCGGAGUUCGAACGACAGACGCCCUCACCGGGUCCGGUCGCAAGGCAGAGUGACCUCUCAAGAAGAUCGUCUGUGUCUCUCCGCCGAUUGUCCAAUACUCAAGAUGAGAAGUCUCUCGUGCAGAAAAUAGUUGCUUUAGAAGGGCAAGUCCACAAAUUGCAGGAGGAGGCCCUUGCGGAGAGACGUUCAAGCACGGAAAGCAGAGACAAGAUGCAUGAGGCCGAGCUCGUCAAGAGAGACCUCAUGGCAAACUUUGAAGCCCAGAAGCAAGAAUUCGAAGAGGAGCGCCAGCUGCUGGAUGACGAAGUGCAUAGGCUCAAGGUCAAACUUGACGAAGCAGAGGACGAGCUCGAUCGACUAAACGAGUCCAGAGACCAUCUGCGGACGGAACAGGAUCAAGCAAUCGCCAACCUCCGUGAGGAGUUGGAACAAGUGAAACGAACUGCUGCGGAGGACGUAGCUAAAUCAGAGCGUAAGCUUGAGAAUGCUCAGAAGGAGACCAACAUCCAACGCGAGAAAGUCGCAAACUUGGAGCGUCAGCUGCACCAAGUGAGGGACGAAAGAGCUGCUGCACAAGCUCAGAACAUGACUUUGGCGAAGCAGCUCCGAAUCAUGGAGGACCAACAGCAGGAAUACAUCACCGUCCUGCAAGGCGCGCAUUCGAAUCUGUCUCCUGCUGGUUCUCCUCCAGACAACCUCCAGCGUCUUGUCAAUGCCCUUGAGAUCCUUUCAGAGGGAGCAGCAAUCCAUACUCGUGGUCUCGAUGAUUCCUUGCAACUUGCGCUGGCAGAGAACAAGGCGCUCGAGGAGAAGGUCCUGCAAACCGAAUCCCAAGUUAAGGCCUUGGUAGCUCAGCUGUCCAUGGCCGAGACGCAGUCUGCCGAGCUGCGGGAGAGCCUUGACCAGGAACGAAGCAAGAUGUCAGGCUUGCGCACUGAGCUAGCCAGUGAGCGGGCAGAGAUCCACAGCCUCCGGGAGAAGUUCGCUGCAGGCGAGACGGGAUCGGAUGCGCUGAGACAGCAGCUGCAGUCGGAGGCACAAAAAGUUGUUGAACUUCUGGACCUCAAAGCCGAAGAUGAAGCCAAAAUUCAGCACCUUAAGCACGAAAUCGAAGAGCUGAGACGUGAGUCCUCGACCGCUGCCGAGAAACAAGACACUUUGAAGAGGCAUCUUGAUAGUCGCGGCGAGAAAGCCAAGCAAUUGUCGGAACGUCUUUUCCAUCAUCACGACCGAAUCGUCCGCAUGCUGGAGCAGUUCGGAUACAUGGUGUCGAAGCAAGACGACACUCUGAUCAUCCUGCGCGCUUCAAAGGUCAAUGCCAGUGCCAUUCUCAGCGGUGGCGAAGGCUCCGGGGCCUCCACGAUGAAGCGUACGAUUUCCGGCUCCGCACCUGUACAGCACUACUCUGAUCCUUCGGAUCUGGAAACGCUCUACUGGAUGUCCGACAAUGACCUGGACUCCGAAUCAAGCAAGUAUACCAGCUUCCUCGGCGCUUUGCAGCGUCUCGAUGUCGACAGUACGAUCGACCUGGUCACCAAACGCUACAAGGACGUCGAGAGCCUGGCCAAGAAAUACCAGAAGGAGUCUCGUGCAUACCGUGAGCGGACACAUCGGAGUCAAGCAGAAGCUCAUGACAAGAUCGCGUAUCGGAGUUUCAAAGAAGGCGACCUGGCGCUGUUUCUCCCCACUCGGAAUCAAGCGACACGACCGUGGGCGGCAUUCAACGUCGGGGCGCCCCAUUAUUUCCUUCGAGAGCAAGACGCACACAAACUGCAGGCACGUGACUGGCUACUGGCGAGGAUCACCAAGAUCGAGGAACGUGUGGUUGACUUGUCCCGGAGCCUGUCCACAGGUAUGCAAGGCAAUGCCUCAACCAGCGCUAGUGUGGACGAUGGAGGAUCUAUGCGGUCUGUUGAAGACGAGAACCCAUUUGAACUAUCCGAUGGUCUUCGAUGGUACAUGAUUGACGCCACCGAAGAAAAACUGGGCGCUCCCGGCACGCCAUCCGUCGGCAAAUCCACCGUCACAGCCUCCAACGUUGAAGUUAAGGGCCACAUGGGAACGGGACGGAAGGAACAUAAAUCGGGAAUGAGCAUCGGAGGCGGCAUGGGAGGCGCAAGUGCCACGACAAAUAUGGUGACCAAGACAUUGACCAAGAGCCUUGACAGUCGUCGGUCCAGUUCGGGCAGCAAAAAGAGCGUGGACCUCAAGGGCAAACACGAUACCAUCGGCGCCAGCCGGGGUGGCAGUAAUGUUAAGGACAUGACCAGCAAGGCGCCACUCGCACCGAUCAAAAGCGACACCGAUGCAGAGCAGGCUCAACCCGAAUGCGACGAAGCGGGUGCAGACGCGGACGCAGAGACGGAGCGUGAUGAGGGAGAGGCGGCACGACCUGACAACCAAGCCGGCCCUGUGGCGAGUAUGGUCCGCCAGCCGACCGCCGCCAGCGCGACGGACAGGGAAGAUGCACAGGUCUUUGAAGUGGUGAGGAGGGAUCUCCUGCUCGGCCCAUGA